ACCGAAUUUAAAAAAAUGGAUUUGUUUAUAUUUUGUGAUAGGAUAUGGGAAAUCAUAAAUCUAGUAUUCAUUUUCGUACGCCAAUGGGUUAAAAGAAUUUUUAGUUAUUACAUGAACCAUUCCAAAAAUUUAUAACUGGUAGAAGUAAUUUUAUUUCGUUGAUUGGAGACGACCAUUGGAUUUCGUGAACAAAUUUCUUUUGUGGUUUUGUGAACCUUGUGAUCUUUGUGUCGUGUAAAAAAAGUCGAUUUGAAAAGAUUUAAUGUAUCAAGAAUAUGGAAAUAACAAUGAUAAAAUUAAUCCUGUUAUUGGCCUAUUUAUUGAAACACACGUCAGCUGAUUACCGGACAGAAAAAAAUCGACUAAUAGAGCUGGACAGAGAACGCACCAUCGGCUCCAAGUUGCAUCUAACCGAGAAGGAAAACCGAGCGAACGAAAUCAUCACUUCCCUAAAAACGAGCGAGCUGCAAUCAGGUUUUGAAGAUCCCAACAAAUUUCCAUCCUCCCAGCAUUUCUUCGACAUUCGGAAAACCAUACGAAUCUCCAGGAUUUUCCAAAUCAUACAGAAGCUACCCAAAGGCUCGUCCUUGCACAUUCACUCCUUCGCCCUUACUUCACAGGAGUACCUCUACAAUUUAACCUUCAGAGAAAACUUAUACGCCAGCAUCUCAUCAUCAGGAGAACUAUCCUUCCGCUUCUUCCCCUCGAACACCAGCACAAACUGGAGCUCCCUGAGCCAGCUCAGGAGGACCAACCGCAGUAAUUUCGAGGAGUUCCUCAAAUCCAAACUCACCCUCGUACGCGAGGAUCCCCGCAAAUCCUACCCCACUGUAGAGGACGCGUGGAGUGCCUUCCAGGGCAUCUUCUCUACAGUCAACGGCCUCAUCAGUUUCAAGCCCGUCUUCGAGGACUUUUUCUAUCAAGGACUCAAGGAGCUCCGCGAGGACAACGUAAAGUACGCGGAGAUCAGAUGCACGGGGCUAUACGCGUACGAUAUGAAGGGCAAGGUUUAUAGGGACGAGGAAGUGAUUGGUAUCUACGCGAAGGUUAUUAAAAGAUUCCGGAGGGAUUACCCGGAUUUCGUGGGGGCGAAGUUCAUUUACGCCCCCCACAGGAAGUUUGUUCGCGCCAAUAUCGAUGAGGAGAUUGAGGUUUAUAGGAGAAUUAGGAAGGCUUAUCCCGAAUUGGUGGUGGGGUUCGAUCUGGUCGGGCAAGAAGAUAAAGGAUACCCCCUCAGCGAUUUCGUGACGCACAUAGAGAAAAUUCGGGACAUCGGCGGAAACUUGUACUUCCACGCCGGCGAAACGGACUGGUUCGGAUUCGAAUCCGACGAGAACCUUUUCGACGCCGUGCUGCUGAACGCCACCAGAAUAGGCCACGCGUUCGCCUUGCCCAAGCACCCCGGCCUCGUCGAAGAGGUCAAACGGCGAGGGAUCGCCGUCGAGGUGUGCCCCAUAUCCAACCAGGUGCUCGAGCUAGUCGGGGAUUUCCGGAACCAUCCGGCUGCGGUGAUGAUGGCCGAUGGGGUUCCUGUCGUGGUCGGUUCGGACGAUCCGAGUUUUUGGGGCGCCGAGGGGCUGUCGCACGAUUGGUACGUGGUCUUCAUGGCGAUGACCAGCAGGAGGACGGGGUUGCGAUUUUUGAAGCAACUCGCGUUGAAUUCUCUAAGUUAUAGCAGCUUGGAUGGUAAAGAGAUGGGUAGGGCUUUAGAACAGUGGAAAGUUGAUUGGGAUGAGUUUAUUGAGUUUGUAAUAAAGCGGUACUAAUUAUUAAAAGUUAUAUUUGUUGUUGUUUCGUACCCUGUUCGGAAAUAAAAUACAUUAAAAAAGCA
Molecule: messenger RNA, 1831 nt
Organism: Phyllotreta striolata
Lineage: Eukaryota; Metazoa; Arthropoda; Insecta; Coleoptera; Chrysomelidae
Source: the annotation of a GenBank genome assembly